GAUCAUAAUUUUCCUUAUUUGGUUGUUUUUAUUUUAGAGCGCGCCGGCUAAUUAACCCCCACGAUUCGCCAUGAACAAAAGGAAUAAUAAUAAAAAGAAUUUCAAUGGGAAGCGACGACGUUUUCCCAAUCCUCUGCAGCGUGAAAAGUUAAAUCAACUAGUGCUGAGAUUGCUGCAAUUGGCCCAGGAUGAGCCAAGCAAUCCGAAUGAGGAAUGGCAGCAAUAUGAAGCAAUACAAACGCAAUUACAACUGAUUCUGAAGCAAGAGGAACCCAUCCAGCGUGUGGUAUGCCCACCCCAGGUGGACGAUCAGACGCGCUUGGCCAAAAUAGCCGCAUUCAGUGAAUGGGCCAAAGCUGGUGGCAUCCACAGUGACGGUGUGGAAAUUGCCAUCUUUCCUGGCUAUCAAAUGGGCCUUAGGGCCACCAAAGAUAUCAAUGCCGAUCAACAGGUUCUUCGUGUGCCACGGAAGAAAAUCUUCUCCGAGGAGCAAUUAAGCAAAACGGAACGUGAAUCAUUUUGCAAUUUCACAACCAAUUUCAAUCUGGCCAAUGCUCUGGUCGUUGAGAAAUCCCGCGGAGCGGAUAGCAUCUGGAAACCGUAUAUCGAUGUUCUACCCUCACGUUACAACACCGUCCUAUACUUUACCGUGGAGCAAAUGAGACGAUUGCGCGGCACAUCUGUCUGCUCGUCUGCAUUGCGGCAGUGUCGGAUGAUUGCCCGGAAAUAUGCCAAGUUGUAUGCCUUUGCGUAUUGUGAUAGUUCUUACCUCCGGCCAGAUACCGGCCUCUUUACACAGCAUGGCCUCUGCUAUGAACUCUAUCGCUGGGCUGUUUCCACAGUGAUGACACGACAGAAUCUGGUGCCACGUGAAAUCGCGACCAAAGAUGAUGGUAAUUCACCCAUAUCGGCUUUGAUACCCUGCUGGGAUAUGGCCAAUCAUAGGCCGGGCAAAAUCACAUCAUUCUAUGAUAGUAAUGCCCAUCAAAUGGAAUGCACUGCCCAAGAGUUUUGCAAAGCUGGAAAUCAGUUCUUCAUCUAUUAUGGUGAUCGGCCCAAUGCCGAUCUAUUGGUGCAUAAUGGGUUUGUCGAUCCCAACAAUAACAAGGAUUUUGUAAAUAUUCGUUUGGGCCUCAGUCCCACAGAUGGUUUGGCUGAGAAACGUUCAAGGCUCUUGGAUCGCUUAAAUAUUGAGCAUAAGGGCGAGUUUCGUGUAUUACCCGCACCGGAAUAUAUAUCUGGACAAUUGUUGGCUUUUGUGCGUGUCUUUAAUAUGUCCAGCGAUCAACUGGAUCACUGGUGUAGCGAUUUAGAGCGAGCUGUUGAUCUAUUGCAUAUUGAUUGUGCUCUGGAAACGGACUUAGAGACACGCACUUGGCAAUAUUUCCAUCAGCGUUUCAAACUUUUAUUGGGCGUAUUGGAGGCAACUUUACGUGAGGCAGAUGAGUUGAAGCAAAUGGCCGAACUGCAAUUGGCUGAGGCACAAGCGGACAAACAACAACAACAGGAUCAAGGUAUUGAUCUUAUGCUAUUGCAAUAUCGUCGCCUGGAGCGUCGUAUUCUAUCCGAUGCCCUUGAAUAUGCCAAGGAACGUUGCAAGGUCUAAAAGAUCUGGAUUAAGUAAGAUGUAUGCGCCAGAUCGCAAAAAUCUGUAUAUAUACAUACAUCACAUACAAAUUCAAGUGGCCAUUUAACGCACACUUUUUAGGAUUACAAGAGAAAAGUCUAUGUCGGAUUAUAAUUACAAUUUUUUUUUCCUUAAGUUUGUUUAUUUUUUUUCUCCCUUUUUUGAAAUACUAAAACCAAAAUGCAAACCAAAAUCAAAAUAAAUUUUAUUUAAGAAUAGAAUUUAUAUAUGUUUGACUAAGCCAAAUUAAUUGCGAAAUGAAGUAACUCUAACUAAACUCAAACUAGUUAACUAUUUAGAUUUCAAGUUAAUUGUUCUAAUCCUGUGUGACCUUGAAAAAAUAAAAAUCGAUUUUUAAAAUGUAUAUCCAAUAUAAAAUAUGGAUUGAAA
Drosophila willistoni is the source of this 2017-nucleotide messenger RNA. It is a transcript of the gene Setd3, whose product is annotated as actin-histidine N-methyltransferase. Lineage: Eukaryota; Metazoa; Arthropoda; Insecta; Diptera; Drosophilidae. The transcript has 3 exons. Gene Ontology annotation, molecular function: protein-L-histidine N-tele-methyltransferase activity; histone H3K36 methyltransferase activity; protein binding. The coding region runs from base 71 to 1606 and encodes 511 amino acids. Gene Ontology annotation, biological process: positive regulation of transcription by RNA polymerase II; peptidyl-lysine monomethylation; peptidyl-lysine dimethylation. The record is from RefSeq and is a predicted model, not a curated record.